Messenger RNA from Ixodes scapularis (black-legged tick), 4394 nucleotides. RefSeq names its product double-strand-break repair protein rad21 homolog. The coding region runs from base 212 to 2968 and encodes 918 amino acids. The transcript has 14 exons. Gene Ontology annotation, biological process: replication-born double-strand break repair via sister chromatid exchange; synaptonemal complex assembly; mitotic sister chromatid cohesion. The record is from RefSeq and is a predicted model, not a curated record. Lineage: Eukaryota; Metazoa; Arthropoda; Arachnida; Ixodida; Ixodidae. Gene Ontology annotation, molecular function: chromatin binding; protein binding. Gene Ontology annotation, cellular component: cohesin complex; synaptonemal complex.
UUGAAACGGCAGAUUCGGCGGGAAAACACCAGGACGCCAUUUUGAACACGAAAAAUCCGACGGGCCGAGCUUUUCUUCCUCGUCCGAGGCAUCGUUUCUGGAUGAUUUCGCCACGGAAACGGGUCGUGUUCGACACCGCCUGAUCGCUGAAAGCGCCGUGGUCCCGCAGGGACACGUUUGAUCCAGGUGCGUGUACUGAAGAGGGGCGGCCAUGUUUUACGCCCACUUCGUGCUGGCCAAGAAGGGCCCUCUGGCCCGGAUCUGGCUGGCCGCCCACUGGGAUAAGAAGCUGACCAAAGCCCACGUCUUUGAGACCAACAUCGAGACCAGCGUCGAGGGAAUCCUACAGCCCAAGGUGAAAAUGGCCCUGCGAACCUCGGGGCACCUGCUGCUGGGCAUUGUGCGCAUCUACUCGCGCAAGGCCAAGUACCUGCUGGCAGACUGCAACGAGGCCUUCAUCAAGAUCAAGAUGGCGUUUCGUCCGGGGGCCGUCGACCUCCCCGAGGAGAACCGCCAGGCCGCCCUCAACACCAUCACCCUGCCCGAGGUCUUCCACGACUUCGAGGCAGGCAUGCCUGACCUCAACAACAUUGACAUGGAGGCCGCAGUAACGCUGAACCAGAGCCGAGCGGAGGACAUCACUCUCAAGGAGGACUACGGGUCGCUCAGCUUGCUGAACGACGACGGCUUCGGCGACAUGGGGUUCGAUGACCCCGAGAUGGCCCGAGAGGCGACCAACAUCGACGAGGCCUUUGACCAGGCCAGCCUGCUUCUGGGCUCCUCCGCGGUGAUGGCCAGGGGCUCAGACCAGCGGUCGGCCGCCCAGAGCUCCCAGGCCGGGGAGGAACCCUCCGCACUGGGGGCACCCUCUGGGAACGACCUGGACGCGGGGGCGCACGGCAGGGACGACCCCUUCGGGGCGCAGGGCAGCAGCGCGGGGGACGGACCCAGCGAGGACAACCUGCUCGAGGGGGACCAUGGUAACCUGUUUGAGCCGGCGGGGCUGUUUGACGACGCCCCCCUGGGCCACGUGCCGCUGGACGCCAGCGGCUCGGACCGGGGGGACGCGGGAGGACCCCCGGGCACCGAGGGGGACCAGCUGCCGGGCCCCGCCCCUAGGCCGGCCCCUGCAGCGGAGGAGAGCGACGACGACGACGACAUGUACGACAUGGGCCCCCCCUCUAUGGGUGCCCCUUCGGGCCCCUCGAGCCCCGGCAGCUCGGUGGGCGUCCCCGAGGGCCCCGACCCGGACGGGGUGCCGGGCCCUGCCCAGGCCCCCCCAGGCGCGUCUGCAGAGGCCUUCGAUGGGGUCAUGGCACCCCCGGCCCCGCCGACGCCGGCACCCCAGGCCCCCGAGGUCCCCGCCGACGUCGCGGCGGCGCCGGCCGACCAGACAACCCUCAUCAACAACGAGGACGAGAGCUUCGCCCUGGCACCGCUUGACUCCACCGUGGUUCAGGGGGUGGAGAAAGCCAAGACCAAGCGCAAGCGCAAGCUGAUCGUGGACGAGGUGAAGAACAUUUCGGGGGAAGAGAUGAAGUCACAGCUGUCGGACACGAGCGACAUCAUUACCACGCUGGACCUGGCGCCCCCCACCAAGCGGCUCAUGCACUGGAAGGAGACCGGCGGUGUGGAGAAGCUAUUUGCCCUGCCUGGGCGGCCCAUACUCUCCAAGACCCUCUCCAGGCUGUACCAGCGGCAUCUGACGACGAAGGCAGUGGAGAACGAAGACUUUGGGGGAGAGGAGGACCACAUCCUCCUGGAGGAGGAAGAGGCCGCCGAGCAGAUGAGGCUCGCCGAGGAGGAGAGCCUCGCCCUGCACGCCAAGAGGCGUCGCCUGGAGGAGGAACUUGUGCAGCCCCACGGCACCCCUCAAGGCCCUCCCUCGUUCGACCUGGGCCAGCCGGACUUUGGCCAGGGGGCCCACCUGGUCCAGGGGGCGGACCCCUACGCCUCCCCAGUGCCCAUGCCCCCCAUGGUUCCGCCCCCCGACUACAGCCACCAGCAGCCGCAGAUGCAGAUGCAGAUGCAGGCGCAGAUGCAGCCCCAGAUGCAAGCCCAGAUGCAGCUGCAGGACGGCUGGCCGCAGCAGGACUAUGGCUACCCCGGCAGCGUGCCGGCCACUCCCGUGCCGGACUACCAGCACCCGUUCCAGCUGGGGCCGCCCACGCCCCAGGGGGUGAUGAUGGGGCACCCCAUGACGCCCCUGCACCAGCACCACACGGAGGAGGACCACCACCAGAAUGCCCUGUUCCCGCCACUGCAGCCGGAACCGCUCAUGGAGUACCCGAGCCAUCCACAGCCACCCACGCCGGCACCACCCUCCACGCCGCCCCUGAUGGUCCCUCCCACCCCCGUGGCCCCACCCACCCCGAUGGCCCCUCCCACUCCCAUGGCCCCGCCCACCCCGGCUGCCCCGCCCUCGCUACCCCACCACCUGGCCGAGGAGCCAACCCACCCCCCGUCCGAGUUCGACGCCCUGGUGGCGGCAGCCUCAAGUUCGGCUCUGCACGGCUACGAGGAGGCGCCGCAGCCGACGCAAGCUGAGGGCGAAGCCGAGCCCCUGCCCGAGUUGCAGACGGAACUGGGGGAGGAGGAGUUGGCGGCCCAGCAGCAGCAGCAGCAGCAGCAGGCGGCUCAGCAGAUGGACGACGACGACGACUACGGAGCACCGACCUCUGUCGGACCGCCUGACGAGCAGCUGGCAGAUGAGACAUACGAGCAGUUCGAGGAGCGCAUCCUGAACAAGCGCACGGUGCACAUGCUGCACACGAUCCGCACGCCCCUGGAGUGCGGCCGCCGGGUGGUGUUCAGCGACCUGGCGCGCAACUGCAACCGCAAGCAGGUGGCGCAGAAGUUCUACACAUUCCUGGUGCUGAAGAAGCAGCAGGCUGUGGAACUCAGCCAGGACGGUCCGUACGCGGAGCUCUACAUCGAGCGGGGCCCCAAGUUCGAGCAAUCGCUCUAGCAGGCGCCCCAGGUCCGACGCUGCCACUCUCACUUCCUCUGUACAUAGCUCGGGGGCCAGUCUUCUCUCCAAUUCGAUUCUAUUUCUUUUUCUUUUUUAAUCGCCGCUACUAACCAUUUCGUUUGUCGCUCUUUUAGGUUUUAGUCUAUCGUUGAGAUGUGUCUUCUCGAAGUGUAAAUGAGGCGGCUGGGGGCGGGACGGGGAGGCGUUUCCCCUCUUUUACUCCGGCGUUUUAUCCCGGAGUUGGCAUACCUAACUUUGCUCCUCGUCCCGACGACCGUCCGUCUGCCCCUUUUUUUAAAGGAUCGCAGGGAUCCGACGGUUCUGCUGUACAUAAGGGGCCGCAAACGUGCAGAUCCGACGCGGAAAUUUGAGGUGCGGCGCGAUGCUGGCCGACGGCAGCUGGUUUUUAAGCGUAGGUGGUUUGGAUUCUGUACGCCCGACGAGGAGUGCACUUGUUUUACUCGUUUUUCCCUACGCAAGCGCUUUAAAUUGACGCGGCGUUCACCGCGCGGUUGCCGCGUCGAAUCGGGAGUGCCAAACGGGAACUGGGACGGCUCGCAGCGGACGGUCAAUUUAGCCCGACCGAUUUUUACGGAGAAAAAUUUUAAGGUUGGCGAGGGAGGGUUUUGGUACCUCGAAUAUUCUUAUUGUGAAGCGCGGCAUUUUAGAAAUAAGCCGGGAGGUCGGUAGAAACCCGCGUUGAAACUGCACUGGUCGGAAAGCAACUUCCGUAGCCGCGAGGCUUUUUUUCAUUCUUAUGUCAAGGGCACGAAAACUUUGAUCGUGGCAAAUUUACCUUUGCCCCAGCACACUCAGUUGCGACUUGCCUCAAUUUCGGUUUCCGUUUGUGUCUCGCGCCGUUUCGUCUGCAUUCCAUCUGCCGAGGUUUUUCCUCCCACCUGCUGUCGAUGGAUUGCUCCCUAAUUUACAAAGAGCAUCGUGUUUCUUCUCGCAGAGCGCAUUCUUGUCAAGUGGGGGGUUUGUGUGUGUACAUUUGAUGGAGGUUGAGGGUAUUACUCCAGUGUAAAUAGUCCAUUUACGAAACACAUUGAAGGCUACGUGCACGUUCGGCUGCACAUGCAAUUUUCCCGAGUCGCACCUCUUCGCGUAAAAGUGCAGCGCCUCGUUUGCUCGUAACCUCGUUCGAAACCCGCGGGAGAUCUCGUUUUUUGGUCGCGUCCAUCGAAGCGCGCGAGAGGUAUGCUGCAUUCGACCCAGGCGAGAAAUGUUUAGUGUGUUUUGCUUUCUUUUGUUUUUGCAUCUUUUUUUUUUUUUUUUCUGGAUAUGAAACAAAAAGCUGUUGUGAAUAUUCUACGAUAAAAAGCCGGUUGUCGAACUGUCGCGGCGAAGACGUUCUACAAAGUUGUAAAUUCAUGUCAACGAGUCGCGAGUCGUUUGGAAGAUAAACAUUGAUUCACCCGAA